Molecule: messenger RNA, 1676 nt
Organism: Syzygium oleosum
Lineage: Eukaryota; Viridiplantae; Streptophyta; Magnoliopsida; Myrtales; Myrtaceae
Product: ent-kaurene oxidase, chloroplastic-like
Exons: 5
Coding region: 301-1398 (365 amino acids)
Biological process (GO): gibberellin biosynthetic process
Cellular component (GO): endoplasmic reticulum; chloroplast outer membrane
Molecular function (GO): iron ion binding; ent-kaurene oxidase activity; heme binding
Source: RefSeq, a predicted model, not a curated record
CGAAUGCUCAGGCAUACUCCUUUCUUCCUUCAGGCUAUGGUUACUAGAUUCUCGUCAAUCUCUACGCGAAAGCUGUCACAUGCCCUGCAGAUCCUCGCAGCUAAAUGCAUGGUUGCUACGAGUGACUAUGAUGAAUUUCACAAGAUGGCAAAGCGAUACGUACUUGCAGGUGCAUUGGGUGCGAAUGCUCAGGCAAGCUGCCAGGAGACUCUUUGGGCAUGUGCACCUGUACACAUGCGUGCCUGCCAACCUUACAUGCUUAAAAUCUUGAUUUAUGUGGCAUAACCAGGGAUUUACUGCAUGCUUGUGUGCAUCUAUUUGCAGAAGCAGCUAUGGUCCCGCCGAGACACCAUGAUGGAAAACGUUUCUAGACAAUUACAUGCCCUUGUGGAUGGCCAUCCUCUUGAAGCGGUCAUUUUCAGGAAAGUCUGCGAGAGUGAGCUCUUUGCGCUGGCACUGAAACAAGUUUUGGGACGAGAUGUGAAUUCCAUAUAUGUGGAGGAUCUUGGGACAACAUUGUCCAAAGAGGAAAUGUUCGAGGUUAUGGUGUUGGACAUGAUGGCUGGUUCAAUUGAGGUGGACUGGAGGGAUUUCUUUCCUUACCUGAGGUGGAUUCCUAACAAAAGCUGGGAAAAGAAGAUUGAACAACUGGCUUUCCGCAGGACAGUGGUGGCAAGAACCCUAAUCAAGGAGCAGAAACGGAGAAUUGCUUCAGGGGAGUGGGAAGCGAACAGCUAUAUUGACUUAUUGAUGUCCGAAGCCAAGACGCUUUCUGAGGAGCAGAUUACCAAUUUGCUUUGGGAGGUGAUCAUCCAGACUUCGGAUACCACUCUGGUCACAACAAAGUGGGCUUUGUAUGAACUUGCUAAGAAUCCCAAAUGUCAGGAUCGAGUCAUUGAGGAGAUUCGAAAAGUUUGUGGUUCUGAAACCCUCGCGGAGGACCACUUGUCUCAGCUUCCGUACUUGAAUGCUGUAUUCCACGAAACUCCGAGGAAACACAGUCCAGUUCCGAUAAUUCCUCUGUGCUAUGCACACGCAGAUACCCAAUUAGGAGGGUACUUUGUCGCAGCUGGAAGCCAGAUUGCUAUAAACAGACAUGGAUGUAACAAUGACAAAAAGAAGUAUGAGAAACCAGAAGAGUGGAUGCCCGAGAGGUUUCUUGAUGAGAAGUAUGACCCGGCAGACUUGUUCAAGACAUCGGCCUUUGGAGGAGGGAAGAGGGUUUGUGCCGGAGCUCUUCAGGCCAUGUUAAUAUCUUGCACGGCCAUCGGCAGAUUAGUACAGGAGUUUGAAUGGCGACUGAAGGAUGGCGAGGAAGAAAGGGUCAACAUGUUGGUAUCGACGGAUCAUAAGCUUCACCCAAUGCAAGCAAUGCUGAAGCCGAGAAGAUCGGAGUGAAGAAAGCAUAGUAGCAACUGAAGUGGGAGCAUUCUCUAUGUAAUCCAGUGGUAUUGUCCUGUUUUGCUUCUAAUAAAUGCAGAGUUUCUUAGUCUUGCUGUGUGGUAUGUGUUUCAACAAGUGCAGUGCCAGUAUAAGUUAGACGUAGGACUAGUCUGGACGUCGCCUUUUUUUUGGUUUUGAUGAAAAAAUAAGAGGCUGCCACUGCAUGAAGUGUCGCCUUCUUGCUAUGUCAUCAUGCAUGUAAUGCUAUUACCUCGUUAUGUUCAUCCGUUCAA